Molecule: messenger RNA, 333 nt
Organism: Aegilops tauschii subsp. strangulata
Lineage: Eukaryota; Viridiplantae; Streptophyta; Magnoliopsida; Poales; Poaceae
Product: ethylene-responsive transcription factor 1B-like
Biological process (GO): regulation of DNA-templated transcription
Molecular function (GO): DNA-binding transcription factor activity; DNA binding
Source: RefSeq, a predicted model, not a curated record
AUGCCACCGCGCCCACGGAGUAGCUCCGGCUUUCGCGGCAUUCGUCUCCUCCCCUCCGGUGUGUAUUACGCGGAGAUCCGCUCCAACGAUGCAUGCCUUGGGCUCGGAACGUUCGAGACCGCCCACGAGGUCUCCCACGCGUACGACGCGGCGGCGUGGCGCCUCAGGAGGCCAUGGGCGCAGAUGAACUUCUUCGACAAGAGGACGCGCGAGCAGGCGCAGGAACUCACGCCUCCCCCGCGACUAAUCUCCGAGGAGGAUCGCCGCGUCCAGCAGAGGCGGGGGCGUCGCUUCCUCAUCGCCGUGGCGGAUGAGCACGCCAUGGCGGUGUAG